This is a messenger RNA of Babesia bovis T2Bo, 245 nucleotides long. RefSeq names its product putative integral membrane protein. The record is from RefSeq and is a predicted model, not a curated record. Bases 23 to 202 code for a protein of 59 amino acids. The transcript has a single exon. NCBI's taxonomy places the organism in Eukaryota, Apicomplexa, Aconoidasida, Piroplasmida, Babesiidae.
AUGAUUAUUUUUGAAAGCAGUAAUGGCUAUUGCUAGGUCACCUAUUUCUACCGCAUUUCGCGGUUUGGGUUUUGUUCUUCGGAAGUCAUAUCGUCCAUGGCCGGCUAUAUUUUGGGGUACUAGCUUGUUUGCUCUGAACGUCUCUGGUUAUUUUUUCUUCAACUCUGGUUACUUCGGUACGUCAGGCUCUAGGGAACGUUAAUUAAAAUCGCAACUUGAACUUAAUGUUAUUUACUUAUUUUGUU